Ogataea haglerorum is the source of this 2799-nucleotide messenger RNA. RefSeq lists its product as uncharacterized. NCBI's taxonomy places the organism in Eukaryota, Fungi, Ascomycota, Pichiomycetes, Pichiales, Pichiaceae. The coding region runs from base 1 to 2799 and encodes 932 amino acids. The record is from RefSeq and is a predicted model, not a curated record. The transcript has 2 exons.
AUGCCGCCCACUCUCGCCGAGCUCGGCCCCUUCGACGCGGCCGGCGUGCUGGACGGCGGGACCAGGCUCGACGUGAUAUUAGCGCAGUACCGCGUGGGACAGGUGGAGCAGGAUCCGGCCGACUGCGCGCACUGUUCGGUGAAGUCGCACGCGGGACAGGGGGGCAGCGCGGGGCACGAGACGCAGCCCUGGUUAGUACUCUUGUUUGUGGCACAAGCGACCCAGGUUCGAUUCCUGGGGACGGCAGAGCUUUUUUUUUUGAUUCUACAAACGUGCAUUUCUCUAUCUGAUGCUGCUCAUGAUGCCGUAGCCGACGGUGAUGAUCAUCGCAAACAUGACGAGCGAGACGGGCACGCCGCGCGAGAUGAACAGGCUCGUCGAGAGAUACCGCUUGCCCAGGUCGUCGGUCAUAGAGAUGGCGAUCGAGUUCGGGAAGCCCGACAUGGGCAGCGCCAUGCCGACGCUCGCAAUGAGCGUGAUCCCGCACACGAGCAGGAACUCGUCGCCGAGCUCCUGGCCGACGGACUGCACGAGCGGAAUCAGGAUCAGCGCGGAGACAGUGUGCGACACAAACGUGGCAAACACGACGCAGAGCACGCCGAAAAUCGCCAGAACCGCGAUAGCCGGGUACGUGUGGAUUCUUUCGGAGAGCGACGUGGCGAUGGUGUGCAGCAGGCCGGACGAGCUGACGCCCUUGCCGAGCGCGAUGCCGCCCAUGGCGAGCAGGACGAUCGACCAGGGGUAGUUGUUGACGUCGGUGGUGGUGAGCAGGCCGGUGCCGUAGAAGGCGAUGAUGGGCACGAUGGAGAUCACGCCGGAGGACCCGAGCCGCGACUCGAGCUGCGACUCGACGCACCACAGCACGAUGGUGAGCACGGACACGAAGCAGAUGUAGUACUGUUUGAGGGUGAAGGCGGUCUUGAUGGGCUUGAUGGGCUUGAUCUUGACGUUGUUGAUCUUGAAGGUGAGGAUCAUCUCGAGCCACACGACAAAGAGGCCGAUUACGCACAGCGGGAUGGAGAACGAGAACCAGUUGCCCCACGACGGGUGUGGCUGGAGCGUCUCGAUGGCGAUGAUGUUCUGCGGCGACGAGAUCGGCGUGCUCAUGCCGCCCACGUCCGACACGAGCGCGAUGCCGAGCACGAGCGCCCGCGCAAAGCCGGACUCUGUCGGGAGGCUCUUGAGCAGCGGCGCGAUCAGCGAGUACGCGAGCACGGGCGCCGCGACGUUCGAGAUCCACAUCGACAGGAACAGCGCCACCACCAUGAUGGCCAGCAGAAUGCGCCGCGGCGACGUGCCGGCGAAGAACAGGAUGUACGACGACGCGAUGCGCGCGAUGUUGUACUUGGACAGCGCGGCCGCGAGCGUGAACCCGCCGAUCAGCAGCAUGAUCGUCGAGUUCCACAUCGUGCUGAAGAUGUAGGUCGACGCGUCUGCGGCGCCCAUCACCUUGCCGGUGUCGGCGUCCUUGAGCACGUUGCACGUGACCACGAGGAACGGCACGAGCAGCGACGUGGCGAACAGCGGGAUGGCCUCUGUGGCCCACAGGAUCGCGCAGACGGCCACGAUGGCGAGACAGUUGCUCUGCGUGCGGUCGUUGAGCGUCUUGACGCCGAGCAGCACGCCGCCCACGAGAAUGGCCAGCGCGAUCUUGAACGCGGCCCAGCCAAACAGGAACCGCGGCACGCCGAGCCGGAACGGCAGCCACGGCACGUCGACCGUGUACAUCUCGACCUGGAACAUGCCCUUGAGCUCUGCCUCGUCGCCCGUCAGCACGCUCGAGCCCUUGGCGUUGUGCUUGUCCUUCUCGAUGCCGAUCAUCUCCUUCCAGACGGUGCUGCGCUCGAAAACGAUGUGCUCGCGCAGGUGGCUGCGCAGGAACGCCCGCGCGGCCUCCGUGGAGUCCCGCGUCACGCCCGCGUACACCUCCACCAGCUCGUCGAGGUAGUCGUCGAUCUUGACGAGCGCGGCAGCGCUGAACACCUCGGACCGCGAGCCGAGCGACUCGACAAAGCGCUCGCGGAUCUGCUGCUCCAGAACCUUGUCGAACUUCUUGCACACCUUGCUGAAGCCGAUCUUGUUGAGCUCGAUGAACGACUUGAGCUCCGACAGCUCGAUGAACGCCUGCACAAUGCGCUUUUUGUAGCUCACCUCGUGCUGGAACGAGAGGUUCAGCUCGCGGUCGCCCAGCAGCGUCGAGAACGCGGUCGUGCUCUCGAGGUCGUCCUCGUCAUCGUCGCCCGCGUCGCGCUCGACGUCGCCGGUCCGCACCCGCUGCAGGUCCUCCUGCGUCUCCUUGUAGUAGUGCAGGUCCCUGAGCAGCCGGUCGACCUCGCCGAAAAUCUCCUUCUCCUGCGCGGUGUAGAAGCGGUCGAUCUUGCGCAGCUCCUUCAGCAGAGCCGUCUCAAACACCGCCGUCGGCGACACCUUGUCCAGAUCGACCUUCGCCAGGUCCAGCGUCUCCUGCUCCGAAAUCGACUCGAGCUCCAGAGUCUCCGUCGUCGACUCCUCCUUCUUGCGCCUCAGAGAGCCCAUCUUGUCCAUGAGCGACACCUUCCACCUGGCCACCCCGGAGAGCUCGAGCCCGGCGAGAUUCGACCGCGCGUCGUUGUCGGACGUGUGCGCCGUGGCCAGCUUCGAGGACGCCGCGUUGGAGUUGUCGUUCUCCAGCACGAGCUCCUGCAGCUCGUAGAUCAGCUUCUUGAGCGCCGAGUACGCCAGAUAGUGCUCCUUCCACUCGGGGACGGCGUUGAACUGCAAAGAGUGCGAGAAUUUCAUGACGCAGGAUCUUGGCACUAA